UUUUUUCUUAUUAUGAUUUUCUUAAUAAAUAUAAUGAAAUUUAACUGGAUUCUCAAUUAUAAAAUACUAUCAUAACUUGUUAAUAAUUAAAUAGGUUAAGCUUUCUUCAAUCUAGGGUUUUCAAAUUCUCACCUAGUGUCCAAGCCUGAGCAAUGUGAUGUCAAGGAAUUGGUUGCUUUUAACAUUUAUCUACAGAUACUCUCAAAGCCAGUAAUGUUUUUUCUAUAUCAUUUCACCUAUUGUCUCAAACAUUUCUUGCUUUUAUUGCACAAAUUUGCCACUACAGUCACCAUAAUUUGGGAUCUGUAUAACAGUUUAACAUGUCAUUCUCCAAGUUGCAUAAUUUUUUUUAAGAGUCUGAUUUGAAGAUUUCAAUUUGAAAUGCUUUAGUGCACUUCAAUGGAGCCAUCAAGAGAAAGGAUUCUGAAGAAAAUAGAUAACCCCCAAUUGCUAAACAGAGCUGCCCCAAACCUGCAUGUUAAUAGGCAGCAUGAGAUGCCAAAAUUGAGGAAGAAAAGCACAGGUGCUCCAGCAUCAACUGUUAAAUACAAGUCAUAUGGAGACCCUUGUCCCAAUGUAUUCAAGAGAAAACCAAGUGAAGUUGUAGAAGCAAAAUUGCAUCCACAGGUGUCAUAUGGUGAUGGCUCUAUCAGGACAAAGCCUCACAUCAUUGAGCAUCAUAAUUUUUGCGACAAAAAGUAUUUGGAAUCAUCUUUUGUGAAGAAAGAUUGCCCCCUGUUUCAACCAUUUCCACCUGAGAUUGUGUUUAGAAACUUCAAGCCUUUCCAGCAAUAUUCACAAGUUUUCAACCUCCGGAACAAUGACAAGAUGGCAAGGCGGGUUCAAGUGUUACCACUUCUAUCUGGGUACCUCAAUGUGCAGUUGUAUACACCUGUUGAUAACAAUGAUCUUAGCAUAUUUGAUGAACAAGGCACAAGCAAAGUUGCACCUGGAAUGGAGAUGCAAUUCAUUGUUAAUUUUUGCCCUGAGAAUGAAGAUGACCAAGAAGCCUCUAUAGUGGUGGUCACUGAACGCGAAAAAUUUGAGGUGCCUGUGAUUUGCCAUGGAGCUCGAGCAAUAUUGGACCUUCCCGAUGAAAUUUAUUUUCCACAAACUCCUGCUCAUCUAGUAUACACCAAAAAUGUUAUGCUCCGCAACUUGGGCACCAAAUCAGCGGAGUUUACAUUACAAGUAAAUGGGUACUUUGCUGUUUUUCCAACAAGAGGUGUCAUAGAACCUGAGAACUUUUUAGAAGUUUAUGUUCAAUUUCGACCACUGUUGGUGGGAGCUCAUGAAGGAGAGCUUAUAGUUGCUUACAAUCGCAACAUUGAAAGAAUGUAUUGCAAACUUUAUGGUAUGGGUUUGGAGUUGGAUGUGGGAAUAUCUGCAGAUACUGCAAUAGCAGUGCCCACAUAUGUGGGGAGAAAAUCACAAAUGGUGAUACAUGUGCAAAACUACUCCUCCACAGUUGCAUACUUCCUUUGGGAGAAAUUUGCAACUGAGAAUGAAGAUGCGGCCUAUUUAGUAUCAGUGACAACUUCAGACAAGGGUUGUAGUCAAGGACGAGAUCUGUUCACUCACGACAAAUAUGCUGAUUCCAAUGGCAGCACCACACCUGAGAGACCAGUCUCUGCAACCCACAGUGAUGAAAACGAUGGCAUCCAAACUGCUUUUGCAUUGAGUCCCGGGCAUGGAGAAUGUUGGCCAAAUAGUCGAACAGAGAUCACUAUCACAUUCAUGCCUCCACGUGCUCACAAAUACUAUUGCAAGGCUUAUUGCAAAAUUUCUGGAAAGUCUGAAAAAUUAGUGGUUCAUUUGGAAGGAUGUGGGAUUGGGCCUAUAGCACAAUUUUUCCCAUGCAAGCUGGACCUACAAGAACUCCAUCUUUUUGCUACAUAUGAAUAUGAAAUACAACUCAAGAACUUAGGAGAAAUGGAAGCAAAUUUUCAACUUUGUUGCACAGAUACAAAGGAGGUGUGUUUUCAAUUUACAUUGGCGGAAGGGCUUGUUCCAAUAAACAAAGCAUGCCCCAUCAAAGUGAAAUGCUUUACACAAUUACGUGGGAGUUUUGAAAACAAGUUUGUAUGGAGUGUUGAUGGUGCUCAAUACAACCCUACUUUACAUUUCCGAGGGUGUGUUGGAAAUCCUUUGAUACACAUCAAUGUAGAAGAAAUUGACUUUGGUGUUAUUGGAUUAAGUUUUUGCUCCAAAUCCACUUUUAAAAUCUCCAAUUGUAGUGAAGCUUUACUACACUUCAGAUUACACAUUGUGCAAGAUGAUGACAGGAAUGGGUUUAUGAUAUCAGAAGAAUUUCACGAUAUCCAAGCUCAAACAUCAAAGCUGGUGACUGUGUCUUUAAGUCCCACUGCUGUUCAAAAUUAUGUGGGAUCAUUACACAUAUUUUUGUCUGAAAUUAAUGAAGUGUACAAGAUCAUCAGUUUAUCAGCAAAAGCUAUAGUUGCAAAAGUACAUCAGCAUCUCCUAGUUUACACAAUUCUCAAACAUGGCUAUUUGAUUUUGAUUUUGAUUUUGAUUUUUCCUGCUAUUUUAGUUUGAUUGAACAAAUGAUUGGUUUGUAUGUAUAUAUGAAGAAAUAAAGAAUACAAACUAGUAGAUGUGUUUCAUUUA
Physcomitrium patens is the source of this 2628-nucleotide messenger RNA. NCBI's taxonomy places the organism in Eukaryota, Viridiplantae, Streptophyta, Bryopsida, Funariales, Funariaceae. The record is from RefSeq and is a predicted model, not a curated record.